AUCGUACUUUAUUCACACGCAAACUCUUUCUACGCGGUUAAGUUUAUCCAUCGGCUCUGCUCGUCCGUGUACCGGAAGUACAGUAUGUUGUGUUUGUCUGAGUAGUUCUUCUGUUUGUUUUUCUUCGGCUUGGGUUUUCACUUUUUGUUGGCGCGUUCAGUGCGCCGAAAUGCCGAAACAUUUGCACAAACAGUGCCUAAAAGUUUCGAAAACAACUUUUUACGGGAGAUAUUUCGCGCACCUGUUGUAAAGUUCCCAUCAGAACCCAGUGGUCUCCUCAUGUACAUCGCAAGGCAGAGCUGACACCAUGGCCCACAUAUCCAGUGGCAAUGGGUUUAAGUUUGACAGGCCAGCCUCUCCGGGGGUGGUCCGGCCAAAAGGAAUUGUGGGGAAGGAAGAGGCUUUACGCAUGGAGGUAGAGGCCUUCGAUAAAAUUAAGCGCGAGAAAAGGCACACACUCCCAGUCACAGCCUCUUCUGUUAAUCCCCUUCCCAAUCCAACAGCGCAAACAUCCAGCAGCCGGCCAGAGAAAGACCUUAUUGUAUUCUGCGAAUCAGAAACACAGAAGAAGGAGCAAAAAGACAACUUUGAGGACAUCGAUUUGGAGAACCUGACAAAGGAGGAGCUGGAAAAGCUGCUUCUGGAUGACAGUUUUGGUGCAAACAAAAUGACAAGACCUUCCUCUUUGCUAGGUUGCAAUCUCAGCGCAUCAUAUCCUGGCGGACAUGCCUUCAACCCCUCUUCGUUCCACUGGACACCCACUCCAACGCAUGCACAGACUCCCAUCUUCCCCUCUGCUCCAUUCGCCAAGCCUCCUUGCUCUUUCCAGAAUGGCUUUAGUCCAGCAAUGUCUCCAUUUAUUCCACCGACCCCCUUUCUCUCCUUUACUCCCAUCCAACCACCUGCUGCUCUGGUCUACUCGCAGCCUGCCGUCACCCCAGAGAUGGCCAAGCUGUUUGACAAGAUUGCCAGCACUUCGGAAUACUUGAAGAACGGCAGGUCCUCUAGCAUGGAAACCGAAUCGGCAAGUGUCAAGUCUCUGGAGCCCCUACCUCUGCCCUCAGAACCUCCUAACAUCAGCCGAUUUGAAUGGCUGGACUUGGACCCUCUCAACAAGCGCAAGGAGGUGGAGGUCGAGGAGACACCUGCUGUUUCAAGCUGUCCUUUUAUUGAGGAGUCUGGGAAAGCUAAAGACCCGUGGGAUGCGGUUCUUCAGGAUGAGCAUGAAACUGUAGAUAAUGGCAGUCCCACCGCAGAGGAAAAGAGCAAGGCAACUCAACCCAGAAGAGCAUCCACAGGGGCGGCUGUAACAAAAAGCCAAUCCCUCAGUAUAUCUGCAAACUCAACGAAUCAAAGCACAGGCAAACAGGUCAAUAAGGGAAGCACAAAUGUACUGUCCAAGUACUCUGCCUUACAGGAGAAGGAAGCCCAGAAUCUAGAAGUUGUAGCAUUCUGUGAAGACAUUUCAAAACUGAGGUCAAAGUUCCCACACGAUGACCUGUCUACCAACCCUGGCUAUGUUCUCAGCCCUGUGAUCACGCAGAGGGAUGCAGGAGGGGACAAUGGGGGCAGUGUGAAAGUGUCCAUUGAGAUUUCUGAUUCUCAACAGCCUGUAACGUUUACUUGCGAUGUGACUUCUCCAGUGGACUUGCUCAUAAUGCAGGCUUUGUGUUGGGUUCAUGAUGACCUGAACCAGGUGGACAUCAAUAGCUACGUUCUCAAGGUCUGCGGACAGGAGGAGGUCCUUCAGAAUAAACACAGUCUAGGCAGUCAUGAGUACGUGCAGAACUGCAGGAAGUGGGAAUCAGAGAUCAAACUACAGCUCCUGUUUCUUAGCACAAUGAGAAGAGAUCUGGCCCGAACUGCAGAAGAUGACAUCUCGCCCAUUGAUUUGGAGAAAUACCUUGGUCUAGUGGAGAGGCCAUUUAAAGAGGCAGUCACAAGAGAAGGCCUUGCUGAAUAUCUAGAAGGCUUUCAUAAGCAAGUCAAUCUCUGCCUUCAGAAUGAGAACAACCAAUAUAAAACAGUGGACAAUGUGGUUCAGUCUGUUAAGAAUCUGUGCUGUGCUCUGGAUGAAGUUGAGACACCAGCCAUCACUGAUGCCGUCAAGAGGCUCAAGCGCUCUGUCAACCUUCCUAGAACACGCUCACCAGAGCACUAUGCUGAAUUGCAGGCUGGUGCCACAUCUUCCGGAGGUUCAGCUAAUGGUUACUCUAGCCCUGUAGAGGAGAGUUUAGCAGUGCUCACAGAUGCUGUCUAUGAACUCGCCAAGCUCUACCUUCAGUCUUUCUGCCCGAUUAGCCCUGGUUUCAUGAUAGAAGAGCACAAAGAAGAUGAGAGGGACAGCAAAGAGGCCUCGGGCACCACUGAACACUUACAGUUCACACUGUUUGCCGUUCAUGGCAUUCCUGCUACCUGGGUCAGCAGUUUUGAAAAAUACUACCUGAUGUGUGCCCUGACCCAUAACAACAGGAAUCUCUUCAAACCUGUCCAGUCCAAAAAAGUGGGAACAUACAAGAGUUUCUUCUACCACAUCAAAUGGGAUGAAUUAAUAAACUUCCCUAUUUCAGUGUCGCUGUUACCACUGGAGGCUAUGCUUAGUCUUUCUCUCUAUGGGGUCCUCAGUCAGAAUGCAAACAACUCACCAGAUUCCAACAAGCAACGGAAAGGUCCAGAACUUUUGGGAAAAGUUUCCAUGCCUCUGUUUGACUUCAGGAGGGUUCUGUCCAGAGGCAGUAAACUGCUGAGUUUGUGGACUUCUCCUCAAGCCCUUCAGCCUGGAGCUGCAGGCAAAGGGAGGAAUCCUACAGAAAAGAUCAUACUGCAGGUUGACUUCCCCAGUCCAGCGGUGGACGUGCUCUAUGUUGGUCCUCAGGAGAACGGCUGCCCCAAUCCUCAGUCUCUAGACCCACUUGAUCAAGACGAUCGAAGUGAGAUAGAAAAGCUGUGCGCACGAGCAUCUACUUUCGGACUGUCACGGGCGGACAGACAGCUGCUUUGGGACCAGAGGUACUAUUGUCGGGAAUAUGAAUACAGUUUGCCGAAAAUCCUGGCCAGCGCUCCCAGCUGGGACUGGGGCAGUAUGGGGGAAAUCCACGCACUUCUGCACCACUGGCCUGCUCUGUCACCCGUUUCAGCUCUUGAGCUCCUUGAAUCCAAGUUUGCCGACACAGAGGUGAGGAAAGUGGCUGUGAGCUGGAUCCAGAGCAGCAGUGAUGAUGAGCUGGCUGAUUAUCUCCCCCAGCUAGUGCAGGCAGUGAAGUUCGAGUGUCACCUUAACAAUGCCUUGGUGAAGUUUCUGCUGUCUCGAGCUCUGGGAAAUGUCAACAUUGCACAUUAUCUUUACUGGCUGCUGAGGGAUGCAGUGCAGGACCCGGCGUUUGGUCAGCGUUAUGAGCGGAUCCUCUGUGUGCUGCUGUGUCUGUGUGGGACCGGACUGAGGGCUGAGCUGGAGAAGCAGACCCGACUUGUGCAGCUGCUUGGAGCUCUGGCUGAAAAGGUUCGGCAGGCGAGCAGCUCAACCCGACAGGUGGUUCUCCUCGAGGGUCUAGAGAGGGUUCAGUCUUUCUUCCAGAAGAACAGCUGUCGACUCCCUAUUAGCCCCAGUCUGGUGGCAAAAGAGCUCAAUAUCAAGGUCUGCUCCUUUUUCAAUUCCAACGCUGUACCUCUAAAGAUCGCACUGGUUAACGCAGAUCCGCUGGGAGAUGAGAUUAACGUCAUGUUUAAGGUUGGAGAAGACCUGCGGCAGGACAUGUUGGCACUACAGAUGAUUCGGAUUAUGGAUCGGAUCUGGCUUCAGGAAGGACUCGACCUGCGUAUUGUUAACUUUAAAUGCAUCUCUACUGGGAAAGAUAAAGGUAUGUUCCACUCUACCAAAUUUACAUUUGACAACUAGGAUACAUUCAUUCAUUCAUUUUCUUUUCGGCUUAG
Molecule: messenger RNA, 3930 nt
Organism: Danio rerio (zebrafish)
Lineage: Eukaryota; Metazoa; Chordata; Actinopteri; Cypriniformes; Danionidae
Source: RefSeq, a predicted model, not a curated record